This is a messenger RNA of Ectocarpus siliculosus, 2161 nucleotides long. The record is from the annotation of a GenBank genome assembly. NCBI's taxonomy places the organism in Eukaryota, Phaeophyceae, Ectocarpales, Ectocarpaceae.
AUGGUGAAGAAGAAAGGAAAGUCGGGGCGGACGAGCCUGAAGCAGAAGUACAAGAUCAAGAAGAGGGUCGCUGAGCAUCACCGCAAGCAGAAGAAGGAGGCCAAGAAGAACCCCACCACCGGCCGCAAGAUUAAGGACCCCGGAAUUCCGAACUCGCUCCCCUUCAAGGAAGAGGUCCUGGCCGAAAUCGCGUUUGCGAAAAAACGCGUCGAGGAUCGCAAAGUUCUCGCCAAGGAAAAGCGAAGAGCGGAGAUGAUGAAGAGGAGAGGGCUCACUCCAGACGGCCAGACGCUGGAAGGGCUCGUGUCCGGGGCGGAGAAAUCCCAGGAGGAGUUCCAGAAGGUCGAGUCGGGAAAAGUCGUGGCCGAGCACCAGGAUGAGGACGCGAGUGUGCGGCACGGCCAGAGCUCGAGAAGGGCCUACUUCCGCGAGCUGAAAAAGGUGGUGGAGACAGCGGACGUAAUUUUAGAGGUUUUGGACGCACGGGAUCCGCUGGGCAGCCGGGCUCAGGCGGUAGAGGCGGCAGUGCUCUCGAAGGCCAGCAAGAAGCUCGUUCUCGUUCUCAACAAGGUGGAUUUGGUGCCGAAGGAGGUGGUCGCGAAGUGGCUCAAGCACCUCCGACGGUCUUUCCCCGCUAUCGCUUUCAAGGCCUCCACGCAGGAGAACUCCUCCUCCAUCAAGCAGACCAAGGGCUCAGCCGACAAGGCUGCGGAUGGGAUGCUCAACAGGUCGGGCGCGGUGGGCACGGAGGCCCUGAUGGGCGUGCUGAAGAACUACUGCCGCAGCCUCAACCUCAAGACGGCCAUUACCGUGGGAGUCAUCGGGUACCCCAACGUCGGAAAGUCUUCCCUGAUCAACUCGCUAAAGAGGUCGAAAGCGGUGGGUGUGUCGGCGACGCCGGGCUUCACGAAGUCCAUGCAGGAGAUACACCUUGACAAGACGGUGAAGCUGCUGGACUGUCCGGGCAUCGUUUUCGACGACUCGGACGCAGGCGCGACCCUCCUCAGAAAUUGUGUGGACGCGGAGGCCAUGACGGACCCCACGCCGGCGGUGGCUGCUGUCCUCAAGCGCUGCGCGCCGGCGCAACUGAUGCAGGUGUACAGCAUCCCUCGCUUCGACCCGGACGACGCCUUCGCCUUCUUGUCUCUCGUCGCGAGGAAGAUCGGCAAGCUCAAGAAGGGCGGCGUUCCGGACAGGGUGCAAGCGGCCAAGGUCGUGCUGAGGGACUGGAACACGGGGAGGGUACCGUUCUUCACUGUGCCCCCUGAGGACGACAACGGGGGGGGUGCUGCAGGAGCCAAGGCCGCCGAGGCGAUGUUCGUGGAGGGGUUCGGAAAGGAGUUCGAUGUCGAGGCCGGGGACGCCGAGGUGCUGGGCGGCCUGCCCGAAAGAGACCCGAUGGACUUCGUAUCCAUGGAGGCGGAAGAGGUUUCCAACGGGAAGAGCUGGGCGGAACGGGAGCAGGAGCUCUCUGCCGACAAGGAUGACAUGGACGAGGACGAGGAUGAAGAUGGAAAUGACGACGAGAGUAUAGAGGAACAAGAGAGUGACGACGACGAUGACGAUACCGCCACAACGUCCAACAUGACAGAAGCAGUAGCGGCACCGGGGAAUGACGGAGGCAGGAACGACAAGAGGGCCGCACCCAGAGCGGCCCUUGAUGCUAUGCUUGCGGGGGACGCGGCCAUCAACCCUCAGGUUAACCGCUCGCUCAAGAAGGCGAGAAAGGCCGACAAGAAGAAGGCGAGGAGAGAGAUGAAGCGGGCGUCGCUGUCGCCGGGGAAGGGUGGGGAGGCCGUUGGGGGUGCGUACGACUUUUCGAGGGAUUUUUAUGCCAGCGGUGAGAAGGCUGCUGGAGAGGGCGCGGGGGAGCUUAGCGACGACGACGAGCUGUGAUCGGUUUUGAUAGGCUCUCUGUGUUUUGUUUUUUUUGUUCGAAAAGGGUUGAUGGGUUGUGCGCAGCAGUCGCUCGUGCGCUGGGAGCUUGGUCCGGUGUUGGCUGACAUGUUCGGUGAACGGAGAUUGAGAACCUGUUCAAUUACCGUUAGAGACCCAAACUGCACUUUUAUGGCGUGUACUCGUAGAGUCGCACAAGUGGUCUGACAGCUCGAUCUCGAGCCUGUCGAGAAAGAGAAUGGCCUUAAAAUUGUGCUACCGCGUG